CCACUCUGCAAAGUCCAUCAGUUCAUCAUUGAUAUUGACAACAUUAUAUUUCUUGGCUGCAUGCCUCUCACACCUGCAAGCCCUACAAAACCCAGUACAUAUUGUGUCCAUUUGUUCCUAUUAUACUUGUCAUUUCUGAUAUGGUACUGUACAGGUUCAUCCAAUCAAGGAAAUCAAAAACAGACUCUACAAACAGUUAACUUCAAUGUGCCCAACAGUCUGAUGAAACAUAUCAAGCAAAAACCCCAAACAACAUCGUCUACUGGAUGCAGUCCCACCCUUACUGCAUCUGCAUCUACUUCCUCCUCCAACAAUCCUUCCACUGACAAAGACAAUGAUAACAAUGACUUUGAGCAUGUUGAAAAGAAGAAUGAAUGACUGACAGAGACACUGAGACAUGAAGA
Molecule: messenger RNA, 404 nt
Organism: Desarmillaria tabescens
Lineage: Eukaryota; Fungi; Basidiomycota; Agaricomycetes; Agaricales; Physalacriaceae
Exons: 1
Coding region: 61-378 (105 amino acids)
Source: RefSeq, a predicted model, not a curated record